Molecule: messenger RNA, 2127 nt
Organism: Juglans regia (Persian walnut)
Lineage: Eukaryota; Viridiplantae; Streptophyta; Magnoliopsida; Fagales; Juglandaceae
Product: pentatricopeptide repeat-containing protein At4g02750-like
Exons: 1
Coding region: 92-2122 (676 amino acids)
Biological process (GO): RNA modification
Molecular function (GO): RNA binding; protein binding
Source: RefSeq, a predicted model, not a curated record
ACCGACGGAGGCGGAUCCAUGCAUUUACGCUUAACAGUCGUUUCUGCUGCAGUUUACUUCCCUCACGUUUGAUCGUUGAAACUGAUGGAGUAUGUUCCUCUUCUGUUUCUUCUCUCGCGCCACACAAGCCCUCAAAGUCACCCAAAAUCCCUCUCUAAACCUCGCCAAAACACACUGUCUCGCAAACCCAGAAUUAUUUACACAAAACCGUGCCAAGGCAAUGAUCCCCAACCUAAAGCCUCUCAACUCCAAGAUCUCGAGCUACGUAAAAAAUGGCCUCGUCGAAGAAGCUCGGAAACUGUUCGAUAAAAUGCCUCAGAAAAACACGGUCACAUGGAACGCGAUGAUUCGUGGGCACUUUUUAGAUGGGAAUUCUUGUGAAGCUCUCCAAUUAUUCUAUAGAAUGCCUGACAGGGAUAUUGUUUCGUAUAAUACGGUGAUUGCUGGGUUGAUGCAGUGUGGGGAUGUGGAUGGUGCAAGGUACGUUUUUGAUGGGAUGCCAUCCAGAGAUGUUGUGACUUGGAAUUCGAUGGUUGCAGGGUAUAUUCGUAACGGAAUGAUAGACACAGCACUACGUUUAUUUGAUGGGAUGCCGUUGAAAGAUGUGAUUUCAUGGAACUUGAUUGUCGGGGGGCUGGUGAAUUGUGGGGAUUUGGCUUUAGCAGAAGAGUAUUUUGGACAAUCAAGUGCUCAGGAUGUUGUGUCUUGGACUAUAAUGAUUUCGGGGCUUUCUAAGUCAGGACGGAUCGUUGAAGCUUGUAAGCUCUUUGAAAACAUGCCCACUAGGGAUGUUCGAGCUUGUAAUGCAAUGAUGGUUGGGUAUAUAGAAAAUGGCCAUAUUGAAACUGCGAAAGAUUUGUUUCGGAAAAUGCCUGAGCGGGAUUUUGAGUCUUGGAAUGAAUUGGUAAGUGGGUUGGUCAGGAGCAAAAAGGCUAAUGAUGCUAUAAGGCUUUUCAUGGAGAUGCCACAAAAAUGUCAGAAAACGUGGAACUCAAUCCUAUUGGAAUUGAUAAGAAAUGGGCUCAUCAAAGAAGCUCAUGCAUUUCUUGAGAAAUCCCCAUACAGUGACGUUGUGUCAUGGACGAAUUUGCUUGUUGGAUAUUUUGGAUUAGGUGAGGUUGCGGGUGCAAUUAAGAUUUUUGAUCUGAUGCCAACCCGAGAUACAACUGCAUGGAAUGCCACAGUUUUCGGAUUAGGAGAAAAUGGUCAAGGUGAGGAAGGUUUAAAGCUUUUCAUUAGAAUGAAAGAAUCAGGUCCAUCCCUGGACAAGGCUACAUUCACUAGUGUUUUGACAAUAUGUUCUGACUUGCCGACCUUACACUUUGGAAAACAAACUCAUGCAGAUGUUAUAAGAGCUGGUUUUAAUAGUUACAUUGAAGUUUCCAAUGCAAUGGUUACCAUGUACGCGAGAUGUGGAAACAUGCAUUCUGCUCUACUAGAAUUUUCUUCCAUGCCAAGCCAUGAUGUUAUUUCUUGGAAUUCUCUAAUCUGUGGUUAUGCUCAUCAUGGCAAUGGCACAAAGGCCCUAGAGAUGUUUGAAAGAAUGAGAUUAACUGAUGUUAUGCCCAAUCAUAUAACCUUUGUCGGUGUUCUAUCUGCGUGUAGCCAUGCAGGGUUGGUAGACCAAGGUAAGUACUACUUUGAUUUCAUGAAAUCCAAGUGUUCUCUUCAGCCAACAAGUGAGCAUUACACAUGUAUCAUGGAUUUGUUGGGGAGGUUUGGACUAAUAGAUGAGGCGAUGACUUUUUUAGAUCAAAUGAGAGCAGAUGGAGUUGAAGUUCCUGUAAGUGUUUGGGGAGCACUGCUAGGAGCCUGUAGAAUUUACAAGAACAUUGAGGUGGGCAACAUUGCUGGCGAGAGGAUUUUGGAAGUAGACCCUUGUAAUUCUGGUGUUUAUUUGAUUUUGGUUGAAUUGUUAUUGAGCGGUGGAAGGAGAGAAGAUGCCGGUAGAAUUCUGGCCCGGAUGAAAGAGAAGGGAGUCAAGAAGCAACCGGGGUGUAGUUGGAUUGAGGUAAACAACAGCGCACGUAUAUUUCUUUCAGGAGAUAGUUCGCACCCUGAUUUUUGUAGAAUCUGUUGUAUUUUAGACUUGAUAUACAUGGAAAUGGAGAUUAAAUCAUAAAAUCA